Lymnaea stagnalis (great pond snail) is the source of this 10217-nucleotide messenger RNA. NCBI's taxonomy places the organism in Eukaryota, Metazoa, Mollusca, Gastropoda, Lymnaeidae. The record is from the annotation of a GenBank genome assembly.
AGAUGAGCUCUGCCCCUGAAAGACGGCCUGUAACAACAUGGGGUAAAGUACAUCAUUGAGUUUUUAUUGUUCACGGGGGCGUCAUUUCUGGUCUUUGAAUGUCCGUGAAAAGGUGGGUGUUUAUGUUGCUGCAGUCCGGUCACUAUCACAAGGAAAUAGUGUAGUUAUAAAGUAGUGUUUAUUGCAGGUAUUCGUGUAGCAGUUCAUUCACCAUCACAAAGAAAUGGUACACUUAUAAAGUAGUGUUUAGUGCAGGGAUUCAUGUAGCAGUUCAUUCACGAACACAAAGAAAUAGUGCAGUUAUAAAGUAGUGGUUAGUGCAGGGAUUCAUGUAGCAGUUCAUUCACCAUCACAAAGAAAUAGUGCAGUUAUAAAGUAGUGUUUAGUGCAGGGAUUCAUGUAGCAGUUCAUUCACCAACACAAAGAAAUAGUGCAGUUAUAAAGUAGUGGUUAGUGCAGGGAUUCAUGUAGCAGUUCAUUCACCAUCACAAAGAAAUAGUGCAGUUAUAAAGUAGUGUUUAGUGCAGGGAUUCAUGUAGCAGUUCAUUCACCAACACAAAGAAAUAGUGCAGUUAUAAAGUAGUGUUUAGUGCAGGGAUUCAUGUAGCAGUUCAUUCACCAACACAAAGAAAUAGUGCAGUUAUAAAGUAGUGGUUAGUGCAGGGAUUCAUGUAGCAGUUCAUUCACCAUCACAAAGAAAUAGUGCAGUUAUAAAGUAGUGUUUAGUGCAGGGAUUCAUGUAGCAGUUCAUUCACCAACACAAAGAAAUAGUGCAGUUAUAAAGUAGUGUUGAGUGCAGGGUUUCAUGUUGCAGUUCAUCCACCAACACAAAGAAAUAGUGCAGUUAUAAAGUAGUGUUUAGUGCAGGGAUUCAUGUAGCUGUUCAUUCACCAUCACAAAGGAAUAGUGCAGUUAUAAAGCAUCUUUUGUAUGUAUUAAAUGUAGACCAUGUGAGUGUUUAUAUGUAUGAGAUGUAGAGUAUGAGAGUGUGUGUAUGAAUGAAAUGUAGUGCAUGUGUUUAUAUGUAUGAAAUAUAUAUCAUGUGAGUGUUUGUUUGUAUGAGAUGUAGAGACCGUGAGUGUUUGUAUGAAUGAGAUGUCGAGCAUUUGAGUGUUUGUAUGUAUGAAAUAUAGAACACGAGUGUUUUUAUGUAUGACAUGUAGACAAUAUGAGUGUCUGUAUGUAUGAAUUGUAGAGCAUGUGAGUGUUUGUAUGUAUGAAAUGUAUAGCAUGUGAGUGUUUGUAUGGAUGAGAUGUAGAGGCAGUGAUUGUGUCAAAAAUGGAGGAACCGUCUGAGCGGCAUUCCAGGAGCAAGGGAAAACAAUGCUCUGUUAUUUUCCACACUCUUAGUUCAAAACCGUUUGAUGAACAAUGCUCCAUGAUUGGUCCGGGGACUCUCGAAUCAUGGGACACUUAGCUAGCCGUGUGGUGUGCAUAAGAUUAUAGUGAGUGUUAGAGGAUAGAAAUUCUAUUUAAAAUAUUCACGUAUCAUUUCUUAAAAAGAAUAUUCUAUAUAUGCAUGUCUGAACACAUGCAUGUCACUGCACCAUCUCUUAUGUAUAUUUGGCUUCUGGUGCGCCCUGCUUCCUCUUCGAAACCGACCCCUCCCCAACUCCCCAUGUUUUAUAAAGUGUCCUCGUUUAUAGCCAUUUUAAUUGUUUCUAUAGUAUAGUAGUUACUAUCCUAAUGUCUCAUUUUUAUUUUAGUUAGUUUACAUGUUUUUAAUAAUUGUAAAGCGCUUAGAGCUUUAAGGUAAGCGCUAUAUAAAAAUGCCUAAAUAAAUAAAUAUAAAUAGUACUGAGUGAAAAAGAGGCUGCCACGCUGAGAGCGUCAUGCGUGGCGGUUGAAUUUCGGUAAAUAUGUUGAUUUUGUUCUUUAGGUGAAGGCAACUAUUAUAUUAUUUAUUAAAAAGCCACUUGUAUGGCACAGGGCUGUCUUUACGAUUAUUGUUUCAAUGCCAGCAGGCAGGCUUGUCAGUAGGCCUAUUUUUAAGGCCGGGAUAUAAAACAUAUUAUAGAAAAUGAGAAGUUAACUCUUUUUUUCGUAACACCUGGACCUACAGGACGCCUGGACCAACUGGACGCCUGGACCAACUGGACGCCUGGACUAACUGGACGCCUAGACCAACUGGACGCCUGGACCAACUGGCGCCUGGACCUGGACCAACUGACACCUGAACCAACUGGACACCUGAACCAACUGGACGCCUGGACCAACUGGACGCCUGGACCACCUGGACGCCUGGACCAACUGGACGCCUCAACCAACUUACGCGUGGACCUGGACCAACUGGACACCUGAAAUAACUGGACACCUGAACCAACUGGACGCCUGGACCAACUGGAUGCCUGUACCAACUGGACGCCUGGACCAACUGGACACCUGAACCUACUGGACGGUGUAAAAAAAAAAAGCUGCACCCGGUUAAGCCCUUGUAUAAAUUAUUGUUAUCAUUAAGUUUCUUUUUUUCUUUCAUUAGGACUUCAGUACCAGGGAUAAGGCCAUGAAAUGAAUAAUUAAUUCGAGGUAAACAAUUCUUAUAAUGGAGAGUGCGCCAUCGUUAUCACGUCCUCAAGAACCAAGACUCAGGGCAGUCUUUGUGCAGCCCAGUGGUUACCCCCCUUCGCUUGGCCUACUGGCACCAGCAGACAGCGAUCAGAAGAGCAGCAUUUUUGAUUACCUCACGAACAAGAGCAACAAGCAGGACUCAUCAAGGGAGAGUAAAAUGGACGUCUGCUCGGACAAACCUAAAGGGCGAGCAGCAGCUGAUUCGGUCAGUGAUAAUGAGACAUUUAUCUGACUUACAUUAUACAUUUAUCUUGAGAUUUAAGAUAUGUAUCAUUGUUGAGGUAUCUUAAGUAAGAAAUGUAUAUUUGUUCAGAAAUCAAUGGAUGCGUAAUCUCUCAUAUAUUUUGCUUCUGGUGUGUCCUGCUUCCUUUUCACAGCGUGUUUUAUAUUCAUAUGAUUUGGGGGGGGGGGGGGGAACCCCAUGCAGUUUAACUAGGGGAAAAAGGAUUUUUUUUUUUUUUACGGGGUGGUGACUAUCAUAUGAAUCGAUAAAGAGCCACAUGUAUGGUGUAGGACUGUCUGUUGGACUAUUUUUUAAGGCCGGCAGGUAUGGUGUAGGACUGUCCCUAAGACUACUGUUUAAAGGCCAGCAGGUAGGGUUUAAGAUUGUCCUUAAGACUAUUGUUUUAAGCCUGGCAGGUAGAGUGUAAAACUAUAGGCCUACUGUUUAUGGAAGUGAAGUGAAUAUUUAUAUAGCGCUUGUAUCCAUGCUACUUUAGCAUGCUCAUAGCGCUCUGAUGUUCUUAAAUCUAUUUCAAUAAAAAAAAUUCUUUAAAUGUUUGUUAAAUGAUUUUUUUAUCAUUUUCAAUUUCCUUCAAAGAUUGGGACAAACUGUUCCAUAAUUUUGGCGCUAUCGCUUCAAAAGAGCGCACUCUGUAAGACUUUUUUCUGUGUCCAUCCACACUGGGAACUCUCAGUAAGGACUGUGUUGAAGACAGCUGAUUCUUUAAGGAUAUGUGUUUAUAAAUCAGUUCUUUAAGAUAUUCCGGUGUAGGACUCUCAGUAGGCCUAUUGUUUAAUGGCUGGCAACUAGGGCGUAGGGCUGUCUGUAGGCCUACUGUUUAAUGGCCGGCAAUAGGGCGUAGGGCUGUCUGUAGGCCUAUUGUUUAAUGGCCGGCAACUAGGGCAUAGGGCUGUCUGAAGGCCUACUGUUUCAUGGCCGGCAACUAGGGCGUAGGGCUGUCUGUAGGCCUACUGUUAAUGGCCGGAAGUUAGGGCGUAGGGCUGUCUGUAGGCCUACUGUUUAAUGGCCGUCAAAUAGAGUGUAGGACUCUCUGUAGGCCUACUGUUUAAUGGCCGGCAACUAGGGCGUAGGGCUGUCUGUAGGCCUACUGUUUAAUGGCCGGCAGUUAGGGUGUAGGGCUGUCUGCAGGCCUACUGUUUAAUGGACGGUAGGGUAAUGACGGAUUGUUUAAAGGUUGGCAUAUGUUAGUUAUGAAGCCCAGUCCAAUAGGUCAUAUAUAUCAAGCUAAAUAUGAAGCAUCAAGCUAAAUAUGAAGUCCAUUCCAAUAGGUCAUAGAUGGCAAGAUAAAUAUGAAGUCCAGCCCAAUAGGUCAUGGAAGGCAAGAUAAAUAUGAAGUCCAGCCCAAUAGGUCAUAGAUGGCAAGAUAAAUAUGAAGUCCAGCCCAAUAGGUCAUGGAAGGCAAGAUAAAUAUCAAUUAUCAAUGUUCAAGGAUACACUUUCCCUGAAACUUUUUGUUUUUUAUUUAAAAUAUCUAAAAAAAUCAGUCAUUCUCUAUACAUAAAGGGAAUAAUCCUUGAAUUAUAUUUUACAGGUAACAAUUUGCCACGAAAACACCUAUCAACUCAGUCCAAAAAACACCUUUCAGUCGUCUCAUGCUCAGAAGGUAGCCCAGGUAGUUGUCAACAGGUGGAUCCACAAAGGUAAGGCUGCUGGUUCAAAUGUUAAUGCAUAUUAAAAUCCUCCAGUCAGUCGAUCUCAGCCAGGACACUUGUUUUGAUAACUUAAGAGUAUGACAUUAACACUAGACAACUCACAUAAUUACUGUGUUUUAAUACUGUCUGAUUAUUUUCUUGCGCAUUAGUAGGCCUACUAAUUAAUUGGUCAGGUUCAGUGUUACGCACUGACUUGUAUUGGGAGAAAUUAAUCUCCUAUUUUAAUUUUAAUUGGCUCGUUUUAAGCAGUGCCUAACAAAGGACGAUACCAUAGAAUCAACAAUAUUAAGGAUACGACCCAAAACAGUUUCUAGUUACAAUUAAUUAAGAUUUAUUAUGUCUUAAGAUAAUGACAAAAGAAAAGAAAAAUAUAAUUACAAUCUUCAACUUACAGUAUGGUAGAUCUCGUACCGGUACACAGUUAAUACAAUUAGAAUAAUGUGCCGAUAAAUAAUGCGAAAUAACCACAUAUGAGCACACAAAUACACAAAGAAUAAAACACGCCUCGUAAUGUUAAGAAAAUUUAUCUGAAAUCUCCCUCUCUCUCGUCGUGCCUGUCAAUCCCUUAUAUAGGUGGGUCUACCGACGCCUAAGCCCCGCCUUCUACAAGCUACAUGACAUUUCGAGAAAAAUCCCGAUCAUUCUACCAAAUACUAUUUGGAACAGAUUAAUUAUUUUUAUUCGUUGGCGGCGUAAACAAGAAUACAUCAAAGACCUAAGCCACACCCCUUUGUGAACACAGCGUCUCAUGCGGGGUCAAUCAGAGGGCACGCACGAGAAAUAUUAUGUAAACAAGCUCUCUAUAACAUUCAGUUUUAGCUGUGUUGAUUUAGUUGUUUUUUAAAAUAUUAAUUUCAUAAUUUUGGGGGAUAGGAUAAUCUGCACCCUUUGACCUAUGUGAUGUGUUGUUGUUUUUGUUUUGUUUUGUUUGUUUGUUGUUUUUUUUUAAGGGGGGAGGCAUCAUUACAUCUUAUCAUAUUGGUGCCCUAGUGCCUUGUAUUGGUGCCCUAGUGCCUUGUAUUGGUGCCCUAGUGCCUUGUAUUGGUGCCCUAGUGCCUUGUAUUGGUGCCCUAGUGCCUUGUAUUGGUGCCCUAGUGCCUUGUACAAACUUUAUUUUACAUUUAUAUAUUGCGCCAUCUUUUUGGUCGCUGGUUGCUUCCCUUUGCUCGUGAUAGGUUGCCAAGUUUAAAUCAAUAAAAAUCUCAUGUAUGCCAGUUUGCCCAUUUGAGUGAAGAUUUGGUGCGUGUGUGUUUAAUGCGUGUAUGUUCGUCAAAUGUGUUUGUGUGCAACAAUUUUAGUAUGCACAAAGGCGUUUUUUAUAUUUUGAUAAAUGAGACUAUAUUUCAAUUCAAACAGUGUGUGUGUGUAUAUAAUAGAGUACAAAGAAUCUCGAGAUAGUCACACACAAGUCUCAUAUUAACAAUGUUUUCUCUUCUCUAAGACACACGUUAUGACAAGGUUUGGGCAAAGACAACGGCCAAGGGAGUUGCAGGUGAAAUCGAAAUACAGAUGAAACAACUUGAAUACGACAGGUAACUCGUGUAGAGUUGUAAGACGAAAGUCUAACCAAUGAAUAGUUAGGAUAGUAAGACACAAUGACCACUACCUGGCAUAGUAUUGUGCUGGCGGCUGUAGAUAGAGAGGGGUAAUAAGGGGAGAGACUGCAAUCAGGUUAGUACAAAAUAAAAUGAGUAAAACAGAGUAGGGUUAAACCUACUCUGUUUUACUCAUUUUAGUUUGUAGAUAGAGAGACACGGUGCCAACUACCAGGCUUAAUUCAUAAUAGAAUGUGUUAUGAAAGCUGCCAUUGGGGGCGGGGGCAUGUUACCAAAAUAAAACAAGGAUUACGACAGGGAUAAGAAAUAGGAUAGUGAUGACUAUUUAAAAAAAAAAAAAGAAUUCAGUUUUGAAAUUUGUUUGCUUUAAUGAAAUUUCACAUUAUUUAGAUGAAGGCGAUGGUAUUUUUAGGAGAAGAGCAGUCUGCAAAAUCUUCUAAGACAGUGCCCCUGAUCUUCUCACAAGGUUCAAAUAAGAAAGGGAAGCAAAUAAGGAAUAAUACAAGCGUUACCCCCCUCCCCCAUCACCUCUGUACAGUUUUAAACAAGUAAUACUUGGUUGAGUGGGUCAUGUGGCACUAGACACAUGGCACGGAUUGAAGUCAAUUGAAGGUGGUUAGCAGAUAGAAUUCUAAAGGACAAUUCUACUGAUCAAUUGAUUAGAGAUUUAUUGAUAAUGUGGAAAGAUUUACGACAGUUAAAAAUCAUAUGAGAAAAGCAUGCGCACGUUGUAGUAAGAUAGGAUGACCAAAUCAUGAACUGGAGAAACGGGACACUUUCAUUAACGGUUUUGGUAGUUGUGUGGGGGGCGGGGCGGAGGAGACCCUCCAGCUAAAGAGGGGUCCGGAAUCUUCACCAGAAACUGUUUAUUGAAAUAUGCUCAUUUUAGCUAUGAAAUCUAACCUAGAAAUCUACUUGGGGCACUUAGUCUUUUCCUCUGUCAUAAGUUUCACUGAUGUGAUGUGUUGUUUGAUGUCUGAACGUCCACCAUGACCAAUGCUAAAAAGGUUAUUGCAAACAGUGCACUCGGCUUCACUGUCAUAGGGGUCAUCCAUAAAAGACGUCCACACAAAAGGGGGGAGUGGGGGUUCAGCAAAAAGUGGACUAAAGUGGACAAAGGGGGGAGGGGGUUAAGGACAAAGUGGAUGUCCACAUUGUAGUGUGUUUUUUUGAGUGCAGCAGUUUUGCAUAAAUGUACAGCAAGAAACCUUCUAGUUUAAUGACACAAGAGUUGGGAUGCAAACCCAAACAAUUUUCACAAAGUGAGUGGUUAAAUUUAGAAACAAUUUUUUUUCAAUAUUAAUAAUAAAUAGGCUUGAAUAUUAUUUUAAAAAUAUGUUGUCAAAGUUUGAUUUUUCAAAUACAAUAAAAUCUCAAAUAACAGUUUUGCAUGCCUUUUGAUCUCUAUUGUCCAUCGGUGGCUGGGAGAAUUUCCAAGAAAAUAUGUUUCUGCGGUAAAUAUUUCCCAUCACAGGCGGCAAUGAAAAAACAUAACGUCGUUCAUUGCAAUAUUCCUGCUAGUGAACAUAAUAUGGCAGACGAAUCAGACGAAGAGAUUGCCACUCAAAUUGAAUUAGCAAUUGAAGACUCAAGAACAGAUUUUGUCAUUAUACGAAACAUGUUUGAAUGGCUGCAGUCCGAAUUUUCCGUUGAAUGAAGAAUGGUGGAUUAUUUGUUUAUUACAUUUUUUAAUACAGUGAUUCAAUAAAAUGUUUUUGAACAGUUAUUAUUACAUUUAGAAUUUUGCCUGCAAAUAAUUGGAAUGUCUAAAAAAAAAUCUUUGUAAAUACAUACUCUUUAUAUUGUUUACAUUUUCCCAAAAUAUUCAUUAAUUUAAGUUCGGUAAAUUUUAUGUUUUGGACGUCCACAUCUGGGGGGGGGGGGCGGCAAGUCAAAAGUGGCCAAAGGGGAGGGGGGGUAAAAAUAGCAAAACAUGGGUGGAUUAUAUUGUUUACAUUUUCCCAAAAUAUUCAUUAAUUUAAGUUCGGUAAAUUUUAUGUUUUGGACGUCCACAUCUGGGGGGGGGGGGCGGCAAGUCAAAAGUGGACAAAGGGGGGGGGGGGUAAAAAUAGCAAAACAUUGGUGGACGUCUUUUAUGGAUGGCCCCAUAGCGUAAAAGUUACGCUCCGUCCCCCCUGGCUUCAAGUCUCGUGUCUUUCGUUCUACAUUGACAUAUAAGAUCUAUGGCAGGGACACUGUGGUGCAGGAGGAACAAUGCAGCCAUCACGCGUGCCCACAUCCCUACUGGCACUGGCUACUCAGCUAGUAAAAAAUAUUUCUGGAAGUUAUUUUAUAAAUUAGGAAGUUUUAGUGAUUUGAAAAUGUGUUUGGUUUAAAAAACGGGACUUAUAGGCGUCCCGAGAGACUUUUUCGGGACAACUGGUACUAUCGUGAAAAAACGGGACAAUCCCGUUUUUACGGGACGUUUGGUCACCCUAUAGUAAGAUGUUGUAAGGAAAAACUAGUAAAACAUCCAUUGUUCCAAUUAUUUUUCAAUCCAUUUGAUCAUGACUUCAUGUUCUCAGUAUUCUCAACAGAUCAAAUAGCUACAAGAUGAGGUGGCGAGUUUAAUAACCACUUCAUUAACCCUAUCAUUACUAUUAAUUUACACCUAUCGUUUCAUCACAUGAUAAAUUUUGCCUACUGGAGUUUGAUGCAAUGACCUGUGUCUAUGAGUAUUUUAAUGGAAUUUUCUUAGUGGCUACAUAUUUGUAUGAGGUGGUUGGCUCCAUCACUCAAAACUACUACUAGCUGUCGACAUUUUAAAUCAUGAAUGAAACAAAGACACCAAGUGGACAAAACAAAGAUAGAAUCCUAACUUCCCUUAAACUUGGAUACAUUCAGACACUAUUUAUAAAUUCUUUCUUUACCAUAGAAACUUAAAUCUUAUGUCGAUACAUUCUUUCUUUACCAUAAAAACUUAAGUCUCAUGUUGAUACAUUCUUUCUUGACCAUAGAAACUUAAGUCUUAUGUUGAUAAAUUCUUUCUUUACCUAGAAGAUUUUUGCUCUUGUAGUUGUAAUAGUUGUAUGCAUAAUUAUUCCAAUGUCUUAUUUCAGAUACAAGUUUGUUGUACAAGUUUUCAUUGGACAAAAGAACAGGCAAGGGGUGAAAUGUUGCAGCAGAUUUCUGUCCUCAGCCGACACAGACAGUUUCUCAGAAUACAGAUUUGAGAAUGAAACACUGUGGUGUGUUGUGCUAGUAUUUGCCUUGUAUUUUGAAUGACCCGUGCCCAGUUAGUAAUAAACAGGUAGGGGCAAUCUAGCUUUCAUGACAAGUUCAUCACUGUCAGUGCUGAAUCCAUUAGCUUGACUCAAAAUCCAUUAGCUUGACUCGAAAAACUCAACAAUUUCAACUUUGGCAUAACUCUGGUUGUUGUUUAUAGUCGAUAUGAAACUGUACAUCACCAUGAGUCUCUGACUUUGUUUCCAUAUUAUACCGAGGGAUGAAGAAAUGUUAACAUUCUAGGUCAAGGGUAAUUUUCAUAACAAAAAAUAACAAGUUAAUAAUAACUGAAACAUAACAACACAUUUUAAAAUAUAAAUUUUUAAUUAUAGGGCUUAAACUUUUUAUUUUAUCGGAAGACAACAUCCCGUGAGAUUUUAGAAUGAUACCGUUCACCAUAUAGGCCUAUCAAUUCAAACAUUAAUGCGAAAUAAUUUACAGGAAAAUAGUUGAUAUGCCAGAUUAUGUGAAAGGAAUGAAAGAAAGGGAAAGAAACUGAAAUAAUCUACAAGUCUUGAAAUAUUUAAAUGUCAUUAUGGUAUCGGUAAUUAGAAUUUUGACUGCAAGUUUUUAAUUUCCUGAAUCAUGUUUAUUCUGGCCUGUGCUUCAAACUCUUGCCUCAUUUCUUCUGAGCUGUAAAGUGAUGGAGAGUUCAGUAGAGUUUGUAAGAUCUGAAGUACACGAAUAUACAUCAACGUAUAUAAUUAGAAGAAAAAUAUUCUUAUCAAACUAAAUUAGGCAUUAAUUUAACCCACACUCCCUAAAAUGUAUUGUAUCAUAGUUAGCAGCAUUAAAAAAUGUUAUUUAAUGUUAUUACUCCAUUGGCUUCAUUUGAAGGUGGUGAAAUUAUUUCAUUUGAAUACAGAUAAGAACAUACAUUUCAGUAGGCAUCCUGUUUUUUGCUGUCAGCCUGAACUUUUCUUCAGAUCAUUACUCUUAAUUUAAUGGAUAAGUUACACAAAACGCUGGGGG